Molecule: messenger RNA, 941 nt
Organism: Labrus mixtus (cuckoo wrasse)
Lineage: Eukaryota; Metazoa; Chordata; Actinopteri; Labriformes; Labridae
Exons: 5
Coding region: 1-924 (307 amino acids)
Source: RefSeq, a predicted model, not a curated record
AUGAUUGAGCCGAAAUGGGUUCCAUUUUCUGUAUUUCUUUCAGCGCUGCUUCAGCUGGCAGCGGGUGGCAAUCAAACCGUCUUCGUCACCGUCAGAGAUGGAGGCGAGGUCGCUCUGCCUUGUGACAACGCGAUCGACGGUCAGCAGGAAUGUGACGGAACAUCUUGGGACUUCAACGGUUUGACAAUCACACGUGGUGGAAACGCUGAGUCGGACAGACUGAGCGUUACGGGGGGCUGUUCUCUGCUCAUAAAGGAGGUCACAUGGGAGGAUGUCGGUCAUUACGUCUGUCACCGUUUGGUAUCAGAAGUCAGACAACCUCCGGGUGCGCUGGUUUCUCUGUCUGUUGUUACCAAGACUAAUCAUUACGUGUACAAAUCAAGAUACGAGUCGCUGCAGUGUGAAGUGACUGACGGUUACGAAGUGCAGCUGUUUCCCUUCAGACUUCAGCCCUCAGUCCGGUGGAGGCUGAUCAUUGUGUUGGUGGGUUUGUCAGCCCUCAUGAUAACUGUUGUGACGGUCAACCGCCCAUGGGCUUGUUGGUCUUUUGUCAGGCAUUACCUUAAAGGUGACAUAUCCUCCUCCUCAUCAAUCAGUUUAAAUAAGUCUCAGAGCUCCUCAAAACAUGUGUGUCAAGUUUCUUGUUCUAAAUCCACUCUGAUCCUGUAUUUGAUCAUGUCUAUAAACCCCUCUAUUUCAGCCCUGCUCAGAACAGGCUGUUUCUGUGUCUGUACCUUUAAAUAUGUAAAUGAGCUGUGUCUGACCACGCCCCCUCUCUGGAAGGGCUCGGGUGUACUCGGUGCUUUCUCGCUCCAUGUCCUAUUGUUUACGGUGAGAAGGCAGACUCAGAGGGCAGAACAAACACCUAGCUGUGGGAGUGUCACCCACCUGGGGGAGGGGCUACUGCCCUUUGUGAUGUCAUGAAGGGAAAGUCUCCAAAC